GAAUGAAUCUGAUUGUCAAAUUUGACAUAUUAUGAUCCUUCAAAGUAAUGAUACUACAUUUAUGUUACGCUAGUUUUAUCCAUAAUUACGACCGAUUUCGAUGAGAAGUACUUGUAGAAAAAUUUCUAAGGAUGAGCAAAAGCGGCUCUCGAAAAUUAACCGUCGACUGGACCAAAGAAAUACAUAGUAAGGAUGUUUCAUUCGCCAAACUUCGACAACGGGGUGAUGUAGAACUACGUAUUCAUCACGGGUACAUUCAAAUUGACAAACCUCUGGAAAAAUAUGUUACUGGAAGCUCUUACGAAGGACGACAUGAUUCCUUGGGAUUUGCUGGUUUCGGUACGUAUAAAUAUCCCCACGGAGCAGUGUACCAGGGCUACUUCAAAGACGGUCAGUUUCAUGGAGAUGGGACCAUUACGUACCCCAAAGGACAAGAGCUGGACGGAACGUGGCUAAACGGAAAGUUGUUAAGUUUCGUGUAUCGGUUUGCAGAUGGUUUGGAAUAUCACAGUCAGUGGAAUUACUGCCAGCAACCUGACAGGACUUUUCAAAUCGAGUGUUACCAAGGUCUACAGCCACCACAAAAAGAAUUCCUCACGAAUUCACGAUUUUAUCAAGAUAUACCAGAAAAUUGUUAUGAUACCGGCGAUGGUUAUUAUGAACCUCAAAACAAAUUAAUUUACAAUUUUAAACACAGAGCGAUGAGGGUUUGCCGUCCACAUGAAGAAAAAAUAAUUAGAAAACAUUUCAGACAAAUAGCAGACGAACCUGUUGGGUUCCGUAAAGAUUUAUAUGAGUACUGGGCAUCUGGGAGGAGACGUGAAAUCGAGAAAAUUACGAGAAGGAUGGAAAAGAAUCAUUUAUCAAAAAAUUCUCAAAAAUGAAAAUUCAUUCACUUCGUUUUACUUUUUUCGACACUGACUACUCUGUAAAGUGUUAAUGCCAUUAGUAUUUUAUUGUAUAUUAGUUUGUAAUGGAGUUGGAUCAUAAAGCGCUAUUGUUCAAAUA
Messenger RNA from Leptinotarsa decemlineata (Colorado potato beetle), 1008 nucleotides. RefSeq names its product MORN repeat-containing protein 5. The record is from RefSeq and is a predicted model, not a curated record. NCBI's taxonomy places the organism in Eukaryota, Metazoa, Arthropoda, Insecta, Coleoptera, Chrysomelidae.